UCCAUUCCAUCAAUGCUUAAAAUUCUUGUUCAAUCUGUCUUCCUCGACAGAAACAUGGCUUUGCUGCAACCCUUUUUCUCUGACAAGUUUCUAUCCCAAGCCCUUUACAUUUCACGCAUAAAUUCAUCUCCAAGAAGAGCCAUAAUCAUUAAUACAAAAAGAACAGGAACAGUUGCAUAUCUUCAUCAACCACCACAGAAACUUUAUAUCUCUGGACAAGCAAAGAAAAGAGGGACAAACUGCCAUGCAGUAGCAGAACAAGUUGGGGGUGAAGUUAAGCAAAGUGGCGGAUCAACUGAAGAAGCAAUCAAGAGUGUCGAUGAUGUGGUUCCCUAUGAUUGGACUGAAGAAUGGUACCCUUUAUAUCUUACAAAAAAUAUCCCAGAGGAUGCUCCUUUGGGCCUUACUGUAUUUGAUAAGCAGCUUGUACUUUACCGGGAUGGCACUGGAGAGCUUAGGUGCUUUGAGGAUCGGUGUCCCCACAGGCUGGCAAAACUUUCGGAAGGUCAACUACUUGAUGGGAGGCUAGAGUGCUUGUAUCAUGGCUGGCAAUUUGAAGGUGAUGGCAGGUGUGUGAAGAUACCUCAGCUCCCUGCAAAUGCAAGCAUCCCACGAUCAGCUUGUGCCAAGAAAUACAAAGUAAUAGAUUCCCAAGGAGUUGUAUGGGUAUGGAUGUCUCAUAAAACACCACCAAAACCUGAAAAAAUUCCUUGGUUUGAGAAUUUUGCCAGACCUGGAUUCAAGGAUACCUCAACAAUCCACGAGCUUCCAUACGAUCAUUCUAUUCUUUUAGAAAACCUUAUGGAUCCGGCCCAUGUCCCAAUCUCACAUGAUAGAACUGAUUUUACUGCAAAAAGGGAAGAUGCUACAGCAUUAUUUUUCAAGCUGACUGAAAGAACAGGUAGAGGCUUUGCAGGUUGGUGGGGAAGGGAAAGCGAUCAGUCCACUCCGAACUAUGUUCCAAAUUUCUUGCGCUUUGAAGCACCUUGUGUUCUGCAAAACAACCGAGAAAUCAUUGACAAGAAUGGGGAGACGCACUAUUUUAGUGGGCUCUUUUUAUGUCGACCAUCCGGACAGGGGAAAUCAAUGCUCAUUGUGAGGUUUGGGAGCACAAGAAAACUAUCUGGACUGAUGAAAAUAAUUCCUCAGUGGUUCCUGCAUCAGAAUUCCAGUAAGGUUUUUGAGCAAGAUAUGGGAUUUCUUUCCUCACAGAAUGAGUUUCUGAUGAAAACAAAGGUCCCAACAAAGGUGUUGUAUUUGAAUUUAAAGUCCUCAGAUGUUUGGGUAGCUGAGUACAGGAGGUGGAUGGACAGAGUUGGACAUGGGAUGCCUUACUAUAUUGGGUACAGCACCAUUUCACUGCCUAAAGUGCCUGCAGUCAUAGAGCAAGCUCCAGCGGGGUUUGUCGCUAACCUUUCCGCUUCUCAGCCAGCCAAGGGAGGAAUUGGAACAAUGCAUGCACCAAAUUUCGCCAAUAGAUAUUUCCGCCAUGUAAUCCAUUGCCCGGACUGCAGAACCACUGUCAAAGCUUUCGAGGCAUGGAAAAAUGCACUUUCUGCUGUUGCUCUUGUAUCAACUGCAUUAGCCAUUCUUGCGUCUGGAAAACAGUGGAAGGCUCUCCUUUUGUUUUCCACAUCCCUUUGCCUGGUUGGAAUCUAUGCCUGCUCAACAGUAAUUGCCAUGAACACAACAAACUUCGUAAGGACACACAGAAGAGCGUGAAGUAAAAAUUGCCCUUUUUGUGCUCAAUCUAAGUUUUGUUCUUUUGGUUCAUUUCUUUUUUCAUUUACUUCAAGAGAAGCUCAUACUCUAUGGAUGCUGGCAUUGGAUAGCCCUUAGGUGCAGCACAUCUCUGUCAAUGCAUAUAUUAAGUUUCAAAUUCAAUUGUACAUAAUGUAAAAAGUUGAGAGGUUGAUAUGCUACCGUCGCUAUGAAAAAUUCUGGUGUAGGACAACUCUUGCAUUAAUUACACUGGGAAUAUGGUCCAUAUUAA
Coffea eugenioides is the source of this 1993-nucleotide messenger RNA. Its product is annotated as protein TIC 55, chloroplastic. The coding region runs from base 13 to 1722 and encodes 569 amino acids. The transcript is spliced from 3 exons. The record is from RefSeq and is a predicted model, not a curated record. Gene Ontology annotation, molecular function: 2 iron, 2 sulfur cluster binding; chlorophyllide a oxygenase activity. Gene Ontology annotation, cellular component: chloroplast. Lineage: Eukaryota; Viridiplantae; Streptophyta; Magnoliopsida; Gentianales; Rubiaceae. Gene Ontology annotation, biological process: protein targeting to chloroplast.